Molecule: messenger RNA, 348 nt
Organism: Rhagoletis zephyria (snowberry fruit fly)
Lineage: Eukaryota; Metazoa; Arthropoda; Insecta; Diptera; Tephritidae
Product: protein SCAI-like
Biological process (GO): DNA-templated transcription
Molecular function (GO): transcription corepressor activity
Source: RefSeq, a predicted model, not a curated record
CAUUUGACUAUCUAUUCUUUUCAGCUCCUUAAUAAAAUACACAUAACACAUUACAAUUGAAACGGUAUGGUGAAAAUGGAAUCCACAGAAGAACAGGAUCGAAAGUUAGUACUGGAGUUUUGUCAUUUGCUCGAAAAAUCAAAGCAACUGUUCAAUGGCCUCAGAGACCUGCCACAAUAUGGACAUAGACAGUGGCAGGCGUAUUUCGGGCGUACAUUUGACGUGUAUACGAAAUUAUGGAAAUUCCAACAACAGCAUCGCAUGGUAUUGGACUCGAAGUACGGACUGAAGCGUUGGCAAAUUGGCGAAAUUGCAAGCAAAAUUGGACAGCUUUAUUAUCAUUACUAG